Messenger RNA from Ziziphus jujuba (common jujube), 1703 nucleotides. RefSeq names its product protein DMP3. The record is from RefSeq and is a predicted model, not a curated record. The transcript has a single exon. Bases 604 to 1545 code for a protein of 313 amino acids. NCBI's taxonomy places the organism in Eukaryota, Viridiplantae, Streptophyta, Magnoliopsida, Rosales, Rhamnaceae. Gene Ontology annotation, biological process: endomembrane system organization.
AAAAUUAAAAACUUUUCCUCCAUUAUAAUGAUCAUAAGAUACCCCAUUUCUUCUCUCUCCCAUUUCAAUCUGCGCCUUUAUAUCCACUUGGAAAACCAAUAUCUUUUCCAACUCAAAUAAUUACAUUCGUCUUUCCCCUCUACCCUCAAAACUCAAAUGGCCAAGCCAAACCCAUCAAACCCACCACCACCAAUUCACACGGCCGAACCAGUUGUUAACCAAAAAAACCCAUCAUCAGAAUCCCCACCCUCAGUCCCACCCACUCUCACUCCAAGUAUCCACUCCGGUACCAUUGAACCAUACAUGAUUAACCCAUCAACUCCGCCACCCCAAAAUUACUCCUCCUCCUCCUCCUCAAACCCCCAAAAUCUGAACCGAACCAUGUCUGAUCAUUCAAUAUCCUAACUGGAAAACCAGGGCUUGAACCACCCUUUUCAGCAGUUUAACCAAUCCCACUAUAUCAACAUGAAUAACGAACCUUAUGCCCCUCCUCCUUUUCAACCGGCUGUUUGAACCCCCACGUCUGUAGCACUACCACAUCAAUACCAUGGCUUUCUGAGCACUUUCUUCGACUACGUGGUGUCCCAUAAUGCAAGGCAAUCAAUGCCAGCGCCACCACUUCACCAGUUAACUCCAUCUGGCUCCUUCAACUUCAAGGUCGAACCAAUUCUGCUCCACGUCAACUCAUCAGUUCCCCUCCUCAACCAUGACCAGCUCAAUUCAUCCUCAUCCAAAACCAUUUCAUCAUCUUCUUCCGAAGUUCCCGAGCCAAAUCCACAGCCUCCACCUCCAGCGCUACAGCCGCAGCCUCCGCCACCUAAACAGGAAACCAACCUACCACCGCCGAACGCCGUCACUCCACCACCACCACCACCACCACAGCCUGCUGCAGAAUCCCUUAUAAACCCUACUGGAGGAGUAGUGGGUCAACAAUCAGCACACCAGAAGCACGAAAAAGCUCUGAGAAGAGCAGGAAGCCUAGCGAACCUUUUACCGACAGGCACCGUCCUCGCAGUCGAAGCCCUUACGCCAACGCUUUCCAACAGCGGAAAAUGCCAACUCACGAACAAGAUCCUCAUGGGUGGGGUGGUGAUCGUCUGCACCAUCAUCUGCUUCUGCUCUUCCUUCAUGGACAGCUUCGAAUGCAAAGAGAAAGUGUACUACGGCAUAGCCACCCGUAAAGGUCUGAUGGUGUCCAACUACGAAGACCGUGAAAAAGAAGAAUCCAUUGUUGAUAAAGCCGCUAAGGAGUUCAGAUACAAAGUAAAACCUGUAGACUUUGUCCAUGCUUUCUUGUCCGUGGCCGUGUUCUUGAUAUUUGCUUUUAGCAGUUCACAGCUUCAAGGUUGCUUUUUCCAAGAGAAUCUAAGGAGACUGAGUAUUCCAUGGUGGUUUAUUUGCCUUUGGUCACUGGAAUUCUUUCCAGCUUCUUGUUCACGAUUUUCCCCACUGAACGUAAAGGGAUUGGCUACAUUAUAUAUACUCGUAAUUCUAAGAACAAGAACGGAUGGUAUAUUAUCAAUGGUGGAUAGGGAUAGAGGCUGAAAAAGAAGGAAUAGAAGAUUGCAAAGUUUUGAAAAAAAAAAAAAAACGAUAAGAUGAAAGAUAGAAAAUCGGAAUCCAUAUUAAUUAAUGUGUGGCUUGCUAUGUAUAUUGAAGCAAUUCUAUAUUUAUUUAUGUAUGUUUACUUAGUCUAUUAUCUA